UCAUGGACAACGUUGCUUACUUCAAGCGAGUAGAUUCACCACCAGGAUCUGUGUUUAGACCUAAUGAAAACUUUCUUAAACCAGCGGAAGAAAACCUAGACCAGCAACUUAUUGUGAAUGGACUGUUCCGUGGUUCCGAAAGAGUAAAUUUCAGAAUUUCUUCGCCUGUUAUAGAGCCGUAUUUUAAGGUUGAUCUUGGUUUCAGUCAUCAGAUUUACGGCGCAAUCAUUCACCGAGAGCUUAAAGACACAGAUGCCGGAAGUUAUUGGCAGAGAAUGGUUCUGUGGAUAGGUAGAGAUGAAUGGAGCUUUCUUACAUUCGGAUCAUAUAUGUGCGGUGGUAUGAUAAACGCCCACAAAAAUGACAUGCACCUGUUCGUAUGUGAAGCUCCAAUGACUGGUCGUUACGUUACACUACAAACAAAUGUACAUUCUGAUCCGGAUAUUGUGUCGGAUGAAUACCUGAACCUUCAGAUCAAUGAAAUUAUCGUUUAUGGGAGAGCAACAAAAUGUGGACGGCUCCUUGGAAUGAUGACUGGCGAAGUAACAGCGGCGCAAAUAACAACGUCAAGUUACAUUGAUGGUUUCCAUAGUAAUCAGUCAAGACUAAAUGAAAAUGGACCAGGAUGGUGUCCGAAAGUAGAGGAUAGAAAACCUUUUAUAAAGGUUAAUUUGUUGCUUCCCAUGCUGGUCGAAGGUGUCAUCAUACAGGGAUGGUUACAGAACGAUGGAAAUUUAAAGUUCAUACGUAGCUUUAAAGUACUGUAUGGCUUUAACUAUGAUAAUAUGGCCUAUUACAAUGACAGUUCUGGACCAAAGGUUUUCUACAUAUCUGACGGAGCAGAAUACAAUUUUACUGAGACGUUUUGGUUUUCAAAACCUUUUCUGGCCGGAAUAAUUGGACUGGAGAUUCCAAGCGAAGAAAACUCUUGCCUUAAAACAGAAUUUAUUGUAUGCAAACGGAAUGUGGAACGUAACUGUGCAAGUACCCAAGAUAUUGGGUGGCAAACCCUUACAGAAAGGUAUAUACCAAGCGAAGAAUUUCAAAAGAGAGGAUUGGCAGCUUAUUACCGCACUUGUUUGCAGAAGUGUAGAAGGACAUCAUUUUGUAAUGCGUUUCAAUAUAACACUACAAAAACAGUGUGUAGACUUUUUAUAGGCCAGCCUUUGCCUCCAUUUCAUUCAUUUAUGGAAAUGAGGAAUGUAUCAUUUUCGUACAAAUUAUGCGUUAAGGAACUUCCUUUUCGUCAAAACAUUUCAUCCGAGACAAUUAUAACGUCACCAAAGUACCCAUAUUACUAUGGAGACCAUAUUGAAUACACAUGGAAUGUACGUGUGGCUGACGCAGUCGCCCUCAAUUUCGAUGUUCUUGACGUCUUUUUUCCAACCGUAGAUAUCAGCAAAAGUGGAUUACUGUGCUACGAUAGAUUAGACUUUGGUCAGAAUGAAAAGCAUGUCAAGAAAGAAGAAAUAGCAUCAAAGAAGGAUCAGCAAUAUUAUCGCCAGAGCAGAAUUAUUUCAGAGAAAGGGAAUCAGCUGUUCAUUCGAAUUAAGUCCUGUUAUGCAAAUCAAACGAUGCCCUUCAGAGGGUUUGCAAUCAAAAUUACAAAAUCCGAUUGUCCUGCUUGUAAACGAAAACAGGACUGUACUUAUACUUGCGGCUACAUUCAAAGUCCGUAUUUUCCUUCUGGAAUGUAUCAGAAAGACUCAUCUACAACAUAUAAAAUUCGGGCCAAUAGUAACGAAUACGUGAAGAUACAAAUAACCUACUACGAUGUCCCUGAUGAACGUACAGCCUUCCUUUCGUUUGCAGAUAUUUCCACAGAAGAGACUUCACUCACAACAAAUAUAGAUGGAAAAUCCAUACCGUACCCCAUAUUUUAUUCGCAAAACAAUUUCCUUAAUGUAAGCUGUCAUUAUAGAGUGAGCACAGUAAACAAAGGGUAUCAACUACGCUACAGCUUUACGAAGAUGCAUACGUGGAACGAGUCUAUCUAUCAGAUGAAUACGUCAGGUUAAUUGUAUCAUUAGUUUACAACUAAAUCAUCUUGUGUAGUUGAAAAAUAAAUUGAUAAACAAAAAUACAGAAAUGGAAUAUAUAUAAUUUGUAGAUAUAAAGAGCGAUUAGCAAAUCAGAUUUCUUCCUAGUGCAAUACACACUAGAUAGAAUCAGAUUUCCUAAGCCCUACUUUCUUCCAAAUAUA
Molecule: messenger RNA, 2203 nt
Organism: Mercenaria mercenaria
Lineage: Eukaryota; Metazoa; Mollusca; Bivalvia; Venerida; Veneridae
Exons: 11
Coding region: 3-2018 (671 amino acids)
Source: RefSeq, a predicted model, not a curated record